Molecule: messenger RNA, 2833 nt
Organism: Eremomyces bilateralis CBS 781.70
Lineage: Eukaryota; Fungi; Ascomycota; Dothideomycetes; Eremomycetales; Eremomycetaceae
Product: HET-domain-containing protein
Exons: 3
Coding region: 290-2833 (847 amino acids)
Molecular function (GO): protein binding; ADP binding
Source: RefSeq, a predicted model, not a curated record
CUUCUCGAUAUAACAUGCCAACUACAGUGAUGUUAGACAUGCACAAGAGGACGGAGGAGAGGCGUUACAGAUUGUCAGCAUCACUAAGCCACAAUUCUGUAGAUAUCAACUAGUCUUAGUGUCGCUCAGCCUUGCGUAACCGAAACCUCCGCAGCCUUGUCCCUGAUGACAUUGUUCAUCGCCGUCCGUCUUGAUGUGACUACGAUCCAGCUAAUAUGUCAUUCGAAUUUCCCAGACCAGCCGUCACGAUUCCUCGAUAACGACAAUCUAUCGAUUAUUGCGACCAACGAUGCGCCUCUUAAAGCUUAACGGCAACGGCGGCUUCAUCCUGGAGACCUUCAGAACCACGAUCCCUCCGUAUGCCAUACUUUCUCACACAUGGGGAAGCGACAGCGAUGAAGUCACAUUCAAGGACGUCGCGGAUGGUGCUGGGAAGAAUAAGGCGGGGUACCAGAAGCUGGUAUUCUGCGGAGAUCAAGCCAAAUCCGACGAUCUAUCGUAUUUCUGGGUGGAUACAUGCUGCAUCGAUAAGUCAGAUCACCACGAACUUACAGAGGCGAUCAACUCCAUGUUUCGGUGGUACCAGAAUGCGGCGCGAUGCUACGUCUAUCUUUCAGACGUCUCGGUACGCACGCAGGAUGGCCUGGUUUCUCAUAUCGAAUGGCAGUCCUCUUUUCGUAACAGUCGAUGGUUCAUACGAGGAUGGACACUCCAAGAGCUUCUCGCGCCGGGAAUAGUCGAAUUCUACUCCCGAGAUCACGUCCGACUAGGCGAUAGAAGGUCACUAGAACGGAAUAUCUGCGACAGAACAGGAAUCGCCAUAGCGGCACUCCAAGGCCGUCCUCUCCAUGACUUCAGCGUCGAGGAGAGGUUUCGAUGGGUAGAGAAGCGACAAACCACCAAGGAAGAGGAUAUAGCAUACUGUCUUCUUGGAAUUUUUAACGUUUUCUUGCCGCUUAUCUAUGGCGAAGGGCGAGAGCAUGCAAUGAGAAGACUGCGACGAGAGAUCGAGGACUCUAAGCAUAAUAGCUCGCGACCAUCCCGAAAGUUAGCACGUACCAUCCCGUUCGAACGUAAUCUUCGCUUCACCGGUCGCGAAUCCGAGCUUUCUCAAAUUGAAAAGCUACUCUUCCGGCAUGACCAAACCACAAAGGUCGCAAUCACUGGACUUGGAGGCGUAGGAAAGACGCAAUUAGCGAUCGAGACAGUCUAUCGGAUCAUGGAGAAAUGGAGUAAUUACUCAGUAUUCUGGAUUCCCGCGACAGAUUCCGAAACUCUUCUUCAGGCGUACUCGACAAUCGCCCAAGAGUUGGAUAUACCCGGAAGAAAUGAGCAAGGAGUAGACGUGAAGCGUCUCGUUCAGAAUUACCUCAGUAACGAAGACGCAGGCCAGUGGCUCGUGGUGUUUGACAACGCCGACGACAUAGAUAUGUGGAUGGGAAAAUCAGCUGAGAGAAAAUCUAUCGGUCUCCUCGACUACCUUCCAAAGAGCAGGCAAGGGAAUAUCCUCUUUACUACGCGGGAUAGGAAAAUUGCUACUAAGCUGACGUUUCAGAACGUAGUAGAAGUGCAGGAAAUGAACUCAGAGGUGGCUUCGGAGCUAUUACAGAAAUGCUUAAUCGGACACGAUGUAGCGGCCUGCCAAACCGAUACGGAAACCUUACUCUUACAACUGACUUACCUCCCGCUCGCGAUUAUCCAAGCAGUAGGGUAUAUCAAUGCAAACGGCAUCUCGAUCGCGGACUAUCUUUCCUUACUUAACGAGCAGGAUGAGUCUAUAAUUGAGCUUCUUAGCGAAGACUUUGAAGACGAAGGCAGAUACCGCAAUAUCAAGAACCCGGUAGCUAUAACAUGGCUGAUAUCGUUCGAGCGAAUUCAGCAGCACGAUUCUUUAGCAGCAGACUAUUUAUCUUUUAUGGCAUGUAUUGAGCCAAAAGAUAUCCCACAGAGUCUUUUUCCACCUGGCCCAUCUCGCAAGAAGGAGAUAGACGCUCUCGGGACGCUUCACGCAUAUUCGUUUAUUAGUAAACGUCCAGCAGAUCUCACAGUCGAUCUUCAUCGGUUAGUGCAUAUAGCUACUCGGAACUGGCUUCAAGAGAACGGCCACUUGGCCCAGUGGACAGAGAAAGCAGUGGGGCGGCUAGAGGAAGUCUUUCCUAGCAAUACGCACACUAACAGGAGUAUAUGGAGGGCAUACCUGCCGCACGUGCGCGUUGUACUACAAUCUGACCUCGUCCAGAAGGAGUCGAAGAAGAGGAUAGAUCUCCAAUGGAGAUAUGGAACGUGUCUCGACGCCGACGGACGAUGGAGUGAGGCAGAGGUCGUUUAUUCCCAGAUUUACGAGAUAGAAGAGAAAGUGCUUGGCACAGAGCACCCAGACACGCUGACCAGCAUGGCCAAUCUGGCGUCGACUUAUAGGAAUCAAGGCCGGUGGGAUGCAGCGGAAGAGCUGGAGACUCGCAAGACGAAGCUGGGAGCAGACCAUCCAGACACGCUGACCAGCAUAGCCAAUCUAGCGUCGACUUACAGGAAUCAAGGUCGGUGGGAUGCAGCGGAAGAGCUGGAGGUGCAAGUGAUGGAGACUCGCAAAACGAAGCUGGGAGCGGACCAUCCAGACACGCUGACCAGCAUGAACAAUCUUGCUUUCACGUGGAAAGCACAAGGUCGAGCUACAGAGGCGAUACGUCUAAUGACAGAAUGUGUACAGCUUCGAGAUCGAGUUCUAGGAACUAGACAUCCCCAUUUCAUUUCCUCCUCGAAAAUAUUGGCAGACUGGGAGGCAGACCGAAUAGAAGAAAGCAGUGAGCAAGAUGAUACUGGUGCUAUCAGGUAG